UCUUCUCUUCUUCUUCUUUCGUUGCUUACGCAAUCUCUGCUCUUCAUCAACAUCUCACCUUUCUCUUUGUCUUGUCUUAUCUAGGAUUAAGCACAGGAUCACCUUCCAACAAUUCAUUCAAUACAUUCCUAAAUUAUAUUGUUUUUAAAAAAAAAAAUUAUUUUUUGAUAACAAUGGUGAUUUAAACAUAAAUACCGAGAUACGGUUCCACGAAUCACAGACUUGGUGGGCAGGGCAAUUUGUCUUUUCUAAGAAAAAUCAGGGGACAUAGAAAUGUUUCAAUCUAGGUUUGUUUGGCAUUAUCUCUCUUAACCAAGAGAGCACCAUGAGGUCUCUGCUUCUCAGCCAACUCUCAAGGCUCAGUCUGAGGAAACCACCUGCGCUCGGACACCUCGGUUGCGCUCGGUACUUGUCGCAAACCCCUCUCUGUCGCAUUGUCGGUGCUGAACGUUGUGGAUCUACUCCGAGAGACGGGGAUAUCGGUAGACUCGUGGUUACAGAUGUUUCUGAAUCUUCUUAUGGGACUGAGGUUUUGGAAAAGAAGGUACCAAUGGAGCUGAUGACAGAAACAGGAACGAUAGGAGCAUCUCAUGGCUGGGUAGCUACUUUGAAAGACGGUGUAGUGCGUCUCCAAGAUGACCUCAACCCGAGUGCUUCAGAUUCAGAUCCAAAACGAAUCUCACUGCCUCCACUCGUAACUCUGCCUCAUUGCCAAACCCAAUUGGUAACCAACGUGGCCAUGUCCUCCUCUUCUCCCGAGGACGACGACUGCAUUGUGGCUGUCAAGUUCCUCGGUCCUCAGCUCAGCUUAUGCAGACCUGCUCAGAAAAACCCCGAGUGGGUCAACAUCAGAGUCGAAGAUCCUGGCUUCUCCUCCUCCAAAGUCAUGUAUUCAAAGAGAGAUGACAUGUUCUCCAUGCCUGCCUCAGGAGGCACCCACAUAUGUUCUUGGGAUCUUGAUAAACACAGGCACAAACCCAAGCUUCAAACCUUGCGCUUUCCAAACCAUCCUGAGUUCGUGCAGUCAGAGUGGGUGAAAUUAGAUAAGUGUAGCAGGAUCGAAGAUUUGGUGGAGUCACGCGCGACGGGAGAAGUUUUCAUGGUGAAGAGGUUCAAAGAGAGAAAGAACUAUGAGGUUAUGAGGAUGGAGGAGAAGCAAAUGCUGGUGUUCAAGCUAGACGGGAAUGGAAACGCUUUGUACACUGAAGAUAUUGGAGACCUCUGCAUUUUCCUCUCCUCCAAAGGUGAACCUUUCUGUCUCCAGGCUAGCUUGUAUGACGUACUUGAAAACCACGUCUAUUUCACAGACAGCGGCCAACGCGGACUAUUCGAUAUCAGGUGUAAGUACGUGAUUGGUGGAUUCGUCACUUACCCCGCCCCUUACUACAUUCCACCUCAAUCCUACCUCAAUGCUAUCAGUAAUAAUGGGGGUUGCAUCUCAAUCAGCUCUUAGAGUCAUCCUGUUGUUGUUGUUGUGUUUUUUUCCUUACCUUGAUAUGGAAGGCAUCAUGUUGUUUACUCGCAAUUAUGCUUCAAAAAGACAAACAUCUUUCCGAUGUGUUCUGUUGUGUAAAGCACAAGAUUAUCCAUAUCCUCGGUGAAUUUCUAAUUGUUAUACAGCUCUUUACUGUUAAAACUU
Messenger RNA from Camelina sativa (false flax), 1639 nucleotides. RefSeq lists its product as uncharacterized. Lineage: Eukaryota; Viridiplantae; Streptophyta; Magnoliopsida; Brassicales; Brassicaceae. The record is from RefSeq and is a predicted model, not a curated record.